Molecule: messenger RNA, 744 nt
Organism: Anopheles darlingi
Lineage: Eukaryota; Metazoa; Arthropoda; Insecta; Diptera; Culicidae
Exons: 4
Coding region: 1-624 (207 amino acids)
Source: RefSeq, a predicted model, not a curated record
AUGACUACGCUGGCUAACACUCGCCGCUGUCUCGCGCUGCCACGGGGGCCAGUGCUCACGGCUGGCGCCUUUGUCGGCGAGCAUCAACCGACAGAUCCAGACUUUCUGCAGUGGUUCGUGAUAAGCGCGAACGAAGCGGUCCGGACCGAGCUGCCGACCGGGAGCGGCGACGGAUCGUGCGUCCCCAUUGAACUGGCGCACUUCAUCGGGGAUGUAUCUGCACGUGCCCUGGUGAUGGGAACUAAGUGUAGCAAAGGGUACGAUGCUUGCUCGAAAGGGCAUUGCGAAGUACAAAUCGAAGACCGUGUCGCAUACUUCCCUCUACAAGAAGGUCCGGAACGGGCGAAGGAGUGCUUUGCCGAGCUUCCGACAAAGCGGAAAUUCGUCUGCAGGCCGUCGCCGGUCCGUGGAUUAACGCCGUUCCAUCCGGUCAAGGACAUUAUAGCGUGUGACUUGGCGCACGCGCUAUAUGGAAGCAUAAUGCCUCGCAUUAUGAACUUGGCAAAGGGCAAGAACGGGAUUUUACGCCAAGUUAAGGCCCUGUGUCGUUGCCUGCCGGCCGAGGCACCGGGACAGAUACGACAAGUCGCGCUAGCAACCAUCACUCGGAAAGACUUUGGUUAGGUGUUCGCAUGCUCGUCCUCGCAUGCGUUAGGACUUCGGUGCCGUUUGCUGCUGGGAGGGCGUAUUUCACGGUGGCCGACAUACACUACAAGAUCUGGAACGCUCUGGAGAGUACGUGCU